Molecule: messenger RNA, 1713 nt
Organism: Carassius carassius (crucian carp)
Lineage: Eukaryota; Metazoa; Chordata; Actinopteri; Cypriniformes; Cyprinidae
Gene: nkap
Product: NFKB activating protein
Exons: 8
Coding region: 327-1430 (367 amino acids)
Biological process (GO): regulation of gene expression
Cellular component (GO): nucleus
Molecular function (GO): chromatin binding
Source: RefSeq, a predicted model, not a curated record
AAUAAGGCAAACGUAAACACAAGCCGGAACAAGUUGCAUUUCAACGACGCUAGUACACAUUUUGGUCUCAUGACCCGCGUUUAAGUUGUUUACUGGUUUCGUGAUGAGUCUCGACACCACCGUGAUUUAUAUAAGUUAACUAUUUUUUCAUUUGUCUCAUUAGCUAAAACAAAAAUCGCAAUUCGCUAAAAUCAUUAUCUAGCUAGCUUGGUGAACUGCGACAUGACCAACAAAAUGUAAUUAGCAGGCCGCUUUAUGACCUAACUAAAAAAGGCUAUCCAAACGUCAUUAAAUUACCGUUAAAGUUAAUAAUACAGAUUGUAGUAAUGCCCGAGCUGGACGUGAAAUAUUCAGGCGCUGAGAGCCCGAAGAGACGCCGCCGCAGCCGCUCACCGGACCACGGGCUGAAGAACCACAGACACGAGCACGAAGACGAGCACAGGUCGCGACACAACGACAAAGAGAGGAACAGAAACCGGUUCCGAGUAGAGAAUUCCCGUAGUCGUUCCAGGUCAAGGGAAAGAGAUCGGUUAAAUUGGUCAGAUCAGAGAGACCGAGAUCACGGCUUCGGAUCAAGAUCCGAUUACUAUGAGAAGAGAGAUGAUGCCCAGCGACAGAGACAAGACGCCUUCAACGCGAGGCGUCUACAGGAACGUGAGAGAAUUGGUGAACUGGGAUGUCCUGAGGUCUGGGGAUAUUCUCCAAGAGUCAGAGAGCCUGACUCAGACGAACACACUCCUGUAGAAGAGGACGUGAAGAACAGCAGCUCUGAUUCAAGUGCACAGGAGGAAAAGAAGAAAAAGAAAAAGAAGAAGAAGAAAUCAAAGAAGAGAAAGAACAGGAAGCACUCAGAGGACAGUGAGCCAGAAAGUGAAGAUGAGAUGAAAAAGAAGAAAAGAAAGAAGAAAAGUAAAAAGAAAAAAUCAAAGAAGAAGAAGGCAAAGAAGAAUCAGAAGGAGUCCAGUAGCUCUAGUAGUGAACAUUCGGAGGAAGAAGAAGAGGAUGUCGAUGAAAUCUCAUGGGUGGAGAAAACUGGUGUUGGAGAAGAUGUUGUUGGACCUGAAGCUCCUCUCACUCACCUGUCCCAAGAUGACAAACCUUUGGAUUUUGGCCACGCUUUGCUACCAGGUGAAGGUGCGGCCAUGGCAGAGUUCGUCAAAGCAGGAAAGCGUAUUCCAAGAAGAGGUGAAAUAGGUUUGACUAGUGACGAGAUUGCAGAGUAUGAGAAAUGUGGCUAUGUCAUGAGUGGAAGCAGACAUCGGCGUAUGGAGGCUGUGCGUCUGAGAAAGGAAAACCAGAUCUACAGCGCUGAUGAGAAGAGAGCUCUUGCUUCAUUUAACCAAGAGGAAAGGAGAAAGAGGGAAAGCAAAAUCCUUUCCAGCUUCAGGGAAAUGGUGUACAGAAAAACUAAAGGCAAAGACGAGAAGUAGACAGUCCUGCAGAAUUAUAUUUUCUGUUGGGAUGUUAUUAGUUUUUUUUUAAUGAAACAUAAGAUGUGAUCAAGUCAUGGAUUUUACACAAAUGUGUGUUCAUUUUUGUCUGCUUGGGCAUCCUCUUGUACAGUUCACAGUGAGAGGCUUGUGAACUGAAGUUUCUUUUAUUACAAACAAGAAAUAAACUUUGAUCAGUAGAGCUCAAACCAUUAACCACUGCAAUUCCCUUUAUGUAAUGUGUGUUGCAUCUAAAUAAAAAUGGUCAGGUGACCCACUGUCA